Messenger RNA from Hymenoscyphus albidus, 1473 nucleotides. The record is from the annotation of a GenBank genome assembly. NCBI's taxonomy places the organism in Eukaryota, Fungi, Ascomycota, Leotiomycetes, Helotiales, Helotiaceae.
UCUCCAAAUCCCCCACAUGAACCAUCGACUUUACCUGAACUUUGGAAAACGAUCAAUUACACACUCCACUCCAUACAAAACCCUAAUCGCACAGAAAAUCCACGCCAUGUCACUAAAACGCAAGGCUGGCGACUCCAUAUCGUCAGAUCAAAAAAAACCCAAGGCAAAUGCUUCGAUCACGUCGUUCUUCGGACAACCCAAACCUGUCGCAACGUCGAAUGGUGCCAAUGCUCCUGCUGCGCCGGCAGUGAAGUUUGACAAGGAGGCUUGGGUCAAGGGAUUGACGGAUGAGCAAAGGGAUUUGUUGAAAUUGGAGAUUGAGACUUUGGAUGUGAGUUGGUUGAAGGAAUUGAAGGACGAGGUUACGAGUAAAGAGUUCUUGCAAUUGAAGAGAUUCUUGAAGAAGGAAUUGGACGCAAAGCAAGUUGUCUAUCCUGCGAUGAAAGAUGUCUAUUCUUGGUUUGUUUGCCCCUCACUUUCUAGCACAAUUGAGUGAGUACUGAUAUUUUGGGUAAUAGGUCAAGACAUACGCCAUUGAAUACAGUCAAGGCCGUCAUAGUAGGACAGGACCCUUACCACGGUCCCAACCAGGCUCAUGGUUUGUGUUUCUCGAUCCGUCCACCUACGCCCGCCCCACCUUCUCUCAAAAAUAUCUACAAGGCCCUACAACGAGAUUACCCCUCCUUCUCGCCACCACCGAAUAACGGCGGUCUUCUUACUACGUGGGCGGAUCGCGGGGUCCUCCUCCUCAAUACUUGUCUCACAGUUCGAGCAGCCGACGCAAAUUCUCAUUCCAACCGAGGAUGGGAACGAUUCACACAAAAAGUCAUCGAUACCGUAGCCGCGAAGAGGACUCGGGGUGUGGUAUUCUUGGCGUGGGGUUCUCCAGCUGGAAAGAGGGUCCAAAAGAUUGAUAGGAAGAGGCAUUUGGUUUUGAACAGUGUGCAUCCUAGUCCGUUGAGUGCGAACCGAGGGGGUUGGUUCGAUUGUGGACAUUUUAAGAAGACGAAUGAGUGGUUGGUGGAGAAGUAUGGGGAGGGUAGUGAGAUUGAUUGGAAUUUGCAUGGAGAUGCGAAGGCUAGAGCUGAAGAGAUUAAGAAGAAGGAUCAAGAGGUGAAAGCACUUGCUGAGGCAAAAGCUAAGAAAGAGGCUGGGGAGAAGGCGAAGAAGGAUAAGGAGGUUGCGGAGACCUUGAAGGCUAUGGAGGCUAUUGAGGAUCUGGAUGAUGACGAUGAUGAUGACGAUAAAGUUUGAGGUACGACUGGCCUUGGUUUUGAAUUGUUGGAUGAUUGUCAUGUGUAUCUGAUAUACGACGGAAAGGAGUUCUUUGGGCGGUUGGAGAAAGGUCUUGAGUUUGAUACUUGGCCGUUGGGUGUAUCAAUUGCAAGACAGGCUCAGCUAUGUAAGAUUACAGUAAAGAUUUCCGUAAACGAAAAUACUUCAAGAAUGACGGCGUAGGAUACCUUCUUUUAU